This is a messenger RNA of Pygocentrus nattereri (red-bellied piranha), 4570 nucleotides long. RefSeq names its product von Willebrand factor A domain-containing protein 7-like. The coding region runs from base 59 to 3010 and encodes 983 amino acids. Lineage: Eukaryota; Metazoa; Chordata; Actinopteri; Characiformes; Serrasalmidae. The transcript has 16 exons. The record is from RefSeq and is a predicted model, not a curated record.
GUCCUUUGCAGAGUGCAAGUCCACGUCUGUGAUCUGAAGACUCAAGCUUCAAGAUUUAAUGAUGGUGACCAUGCGUUUGCCAAUCAGAACAUCUAUCAGCUUCUUGCUGGUGGUCUUCCUCAUGCAAAGUCAGACUUGGGCUUUCAUGCCUUUUGCCUAUCCUUUUUUCUCAUCUUCAUCAGUGACUCAUAAAGAAAUAUCCCGAGUCGCAAUUUUAAAUACAACAGUACAGCUCUGCAGAUCACAAGCACUCAGUCAGGGAAGAGAUUUUGUAAUGCCAAAAACCCUGACAGAAGGGUCAGUGGCAGCAGUUUGCUCCUCAUCUGCUUCAGCCAAAGCUUUCAUAAGGAGCAUUGACAAAAUUACCGAAAAUAAUGCUGCGGUGGACUUGCCAUGGCAUUACUUCUUUAAUCCUAUUUACCACUUUGAUGAUGAGACCUUUUUGCGUGGACGGGAUCUCAUCACCUCAGGAGUCAGUAUUGUCAAGGCAAGUGUAAGGGAACAGAGCUAUGAAGCUGCCAGAGCAAAGCUGGGUGAAGUCCUGCACACUUUACAGGAUUUCUACAGUCACAGCAAUUGGAUAGAGCUGGGAAACGACACUCCGUAUCCCAACCUGAUCAAACCCAGCAGCUCAAUUGAGAACAUUGCCGAUUCAGAAACAUGCAGGAGUUGUGAUGGAAGUAACUGCAAAGGAAAUAUUUUGGAGACAGUCCUUAGGCAGAAGAAACUGACCUCAGGAUACUUUAACACCUUCAGCUUUAAGAAACCUAAAGGAAAGUGCAGCCAUGGAGGAGCCCUCGAUUUGACGAGUUAUACAGAGCCUAAAGGUGGUAUCAAUAAGGACACGUUAAGCUCCGAGCAUGGUGACCAACACAUGGAUGCAGUGAAGGUAGCCAUUGCUGCUACCAGUGACCUACUGGAGGACAUCAGGGCAGCGGUUGGAGAUUCACAGUUUCUUAGAUUUAUGGGAUUGACCCAGGCUUCAGUUCUGUGUUUCGUUAUCGACACAACUGGGAGCAUGUCUGAUGACAUUGCUGAGGUCAGGAGAAUUACUUCAUCCAUCAUCAACAGUAAGACAGGCAGUGCAAAUCAACCCUCAGAAUACAUCCUGGUGCCAUUUAAUGACCCUGACUAUGGGCCUCUGACAAGAACAAAUGAUCCUGACGUGUUUAAGAGAAAAAUCAAUGCACUUACAGCUGAUGGUGGUGGAGAUAUUCCAGAAAUGUGCCUCUCAGGUCUCCAGCUGGCCCUCACAGGCUCACCACCACAGACUGAGAUUUUUGUUUUCACGGAUGCUGAUGCGAAGGAUUUAUCGUUGAAGAGCACUUUGCUGGCACUGAUUGAGAGAACAAAGUCUUCAGUGAGCUUCUUGCUGACUAAUGCUCUUAGUGCUCGGCGCCGCCGGAGCAGUGGUGGACAACAAGAUGGCCAACAGCAAUUCGCCAGUCGACUCACCAGCCCAUUAAAUGAAGUCUACCAGGAUCUGGCUCAGGCCUCUGGGGGUCAAGCCAUUGAGGUCACUAAAGCAACGCUGCCCCAGGCUACCAGCAUCAUAGUCGACGCCUCCAGCUCUUCUCUGGUCACUGUUUUCCAGGCUGUAAGAAACCCAGCAAAAGUGGAAACCUUCUCAUUCUUUGUGGACUCCACUUUGCAAAACCUGACUAUUUACAUCACAGGCAACUCUCCAUCUUACACCAUCACUAGUCCUUCAGGAGUCUCACAGACCAGCUCCCAACCAAGUGGGGUUUUGGGGUUUAUUGAGAAGGUUGGUAACUUCCACACGCUGCAUCCAAAUGUCUCAGACCAGACAGGACUGUGGCUCAUCAGCAUUAAUUCAAUGCAGCCCUACACCGUCAAAGUUCUUGGUCAAAGUGAGGUUGACUUCCUGUUCAACUUCAUAGAACUUUCUGAAUGGCCUCAUCCGAACUACGCUGUGUUGAACAGUAGGCCCACAGCGAACAGCAAUAUCACUCUGCUGGUCUCUGUGGUGGGUUGGGACAGCGUGAGGCUUACAGAUGUAGAUCUGGUUGAGGCAUCUAGUUCCAAAUCUUAUAAUGGGACUCUGCAAGAGGUUGGAAGUGGCCAAUACUUGGUGACAAUCAGCAGCAUUCCAACAGGAGAGUUUGUUGUCCGUGUAGUUGGAGAGAGCAGCUCCUCUAAGGCUUCAAAUGGCUUCUUUCAGAGACAGUCCUCAACUCAGCUCCAAGCAUCAAGUGUGAUGGUCACAACUCAAGCUAAUGGAACAAUGGAACCAGGGAAAACCUUCACUCUGCCCUUCACAGUGGCAACCAAUGGCUCUGGGGGAGUCUUUAAUAUCAGAGUCAGUAAUGACCGAAGUUUCGUAAUGACUGACGUUCCCUCAUCCCUGAUUCUUGCGCAUGGGGGCAGUGCAAAUGGCACAGCAACUCUGGCUGUUCCUGGAAGCACCCCCUCUGGAAGUGACGUCACUGUGACUAUUGAAGCUGAAGCCCCUGGAGGAGCUGAUUCCAACUACGCAGUGUUGCGGCUUUCUGUUGUUGCUCAGGUAACGGACAUUACUCCUCCGGUAUGUGAGAUAGUUAGCGUCAAUGCUAACUGCUCAAGUAACUGCAGCCUCUCCUCCUGGGACCUCUCUGCUAACAUGACUGAUGGAAGUGGAUCAGGCAUCCAAAGUGUGACCGUACACCAAGGAAAUGGCACCCUGAACACCAGCACUGUCCUGGACAGAGGAGUGAAUGUCACUCUGGCGAGCUACAGCGCAUCUUGCUGUUCCCCACAGGUGGAACUGGUGGUGGUGGAUGCAGUGGGAAACGUUGGCACUUGCUUCAGAUCAUUGAAUGCUGCAGUUCCACAAAGCACAAGUGCUACAUCUACUGAAACCGUAACCAAUGCCACCACACCUGCAACCGCCGCUACCUCUGGUUCCACCAUCCAAACCAGUACAAAUGGUGCCAUUGGCCAUCUGUUUCUGCCAGUCCUCUUUUGGCUAACUGUAGGAACCACCUCACUUUAUCAGUACAUGCAGCUGUGAAGGCUGAAUUACUCUUGAGUUUUCCUACCAUCAACACAUUUAGACUCAGGGUGUGUUACCAGUGCAGCAGUACUGCUUUUAUGCAGUGUGAGGAAUGGAAACAUAAAUGAAAUGAGUACACAAAUUUAUUUUCCGUCUUUCCUUAUAACCAAAACAUGACUACUUUCUCAAGGUACUUGAUUCUCUUGCUAUUACCAAAAUAUAAUUACAAACCCUUCUCUGUCAAACUGAAUCACACACAUGUAUUACUCAGUAUGAAUCGAGCCAAAUUAACUAAGGGAAGAGGGAAAAUGAAUCUUUGAUCAACUAUUUGAUAUGUUAAUUUAUGCUAUAUCUGUGUAUAACUGAAGAUGAUAAUGUGUAUAUUUUAUUUCAUUAUACAGUCUUCAUGUCUAAUCCUUCUGUUUUGCAACAUAUAUAUGUUUUUAAAUGACAUGAGUCGUGGGUAGGUAUAUAGUCUUAUAAGUGUGGGAAGAAACUGACUGAACUUUCUAAACCAAUACAACACCUUAUGAAGUAGAAACUCAAAGUUGGUGGUGGCGAAUGGAUGUAACAUCCAUUCACAUGGCUGAAAAGACCUUUUGCAGGGGAAAAACAGUUCCAUCAGCUAAUGAUAGCCAUUAACUAAUUAGCGUUUUGCUUGUGUUAGUGAUUGCAGAGACUAGAGGAACUUAGGGUUGGGUUUUAGAAGGGGGUGUACACAAGGAUGUUUGCCACAAUCCAGCACCAAAAUUUGAAAAGUUGCCUCUGAUUAGAAAUCACAUCUGGUCCCACGAGACUACAAGACCAAUGAGCUGAGCUGUUCCUCAUUUUACAUAUUAAUUGCAAGCUUUCAUGAAAGAAUUUAUAUACCACAAACAAUCAACAAGCUACAAAGAGACAUGACACACUUCGGUUAAACACACACACACACACACACACACACACAAUUUCGAAGCCGCUUCUCCCUCAGGGUCGCGGGGGUUGCUGGAGCCUAUCCCAGCUGUCGUUGGGCGGAAGGCUUGGUUAAACACAUUCUCUUAAAUAUCAGGUACAGAUAAGUUAGAGGUGCCCAAUGCAAAUGCUGUGUACAAUGCUUGCAUUACGUCCCAGACAUUGCUAUAAAUAUGAUGAUAACCAUGAAUCCAGCCUACUUCACCCCCCCCCCCCCCAAGAAUAAAUAAACAUCUGUAUCUGUGUAAUUGUUCAGUAGCAACUGAGAAUAUAGGUCAGAUGAUCAGAAUAAAAUGUCAACCACAUGAUGAACAGGUUAACACACAUUUAACCAUUUCAAGAUAUUACAAAUAAUGGAACAAUUUGUAAGUCUGUACUCCUUCCUUGUUCAGUAAAUUGUGAAAUCAGUUAGGUUUGCCCUCACUGCAACUUGGCUUGUUAUGUUAAUAAAGAAUCUUUUAGAAAUGUUCUUUAAACAAAAAGUGGUGAUGGUAAAAUAUGAAACCUUGAACCAAUUGAACUAAUCUCUUCAAUGCACACUGGAAACAUCUGCUGUUAACCUUGUAUAUCAAUCAUGUUAUAUCAUCAUAUCGUUUGUGUGUAAAAAAUAAAGAGAGAGAAAUAUAA